Seriola dumerili (greater amberjack) is the source of this 1463-nucleotide messenger RNA. Its product is annotated as fibronectin type III domain-containing protein 7-like. NCBI's taxonomy places the organism in Eukaryota, Metazoa, Chordata, Actinopteri, Carangiformes, Carangidae. The record is from RefSeq and is a predicted model, not a curated record. The transcript has 5 exons. The coding region runs from base 1 to 981 and encodes 326 amino acids. Gene Ontology annotation, molecular function: protein binding.
AUGCUGCACUGUCACAGCACAAAUCCCACCUGCACAAUCGAGGGUCUUGAUUGCGGAACCGUUUACAAUUUCUCCGUCCAGGCCUCAGAUGGUACAUGCAACAGCUCCUUCAGUGACCCAGUGCAGAGGGGAGCAGACGCUGUUGAGGUGCAGCUGCUGCCAAUGCAGAUGGAGAUCCAGGUGAUGCGCUUCAACUGGACACAGAUCUCCUGCAGAGACACUGAGUACAUUCUGGCGCUAACAGGAAGUCUGCUGGGGGACACCCAGGCCCUGUUCGAGCUCUCCUCUUUUUGGACACAAAGGACGUACUUCGAGAUUCCUCUCCCCUGCAGUUCAUCCUACAACGCUACAGUGCAGAGCAGGAACGGUGCUGGUACCAGCGACCCGUCUGUGUCUCUCAGUGGAACAACAGCUCCUUGUCCCCCACCAGGAGUGUUGUACAGUGGUAACAGCUCCUUUGCCACAAUCUCAUGGAACGCGUCAGUGUUUGCCACCACAUACACCGUGUAUGACAACAGUGUUACACCAAAGGCUCAGUUAUGCAGCGUCACGGGGCUGUCCUGCUCUCUGUCCAACAUCACCUCCAGUCACCUGGUGAUCACAGCCAGCAACACAGCUGGAGAAAGUGAAGCUAAAAGUGUCACAAAUGUGGUACCACAAGGACGCAGGAGGAGAGAUCUCAGUGAAAUGCAGAAUGGAGGCCUCUCGGCUCCCAUGCUAGAUGUCACACAAGCAAUGUCAACAGUUAUUUUUGUUGAGUGGUCUCAAGUGGAUGCUGCCUCCCACUACAGCCUGGUGAUCAAGAAGCAGGACAGAUCCAGUAAACCUCAGGAACUAACAGUGUAUGGGGAGAAUAUAAUUCUCACUGAUAUGAGCCCGAACUCUACCUACUGUUUCUCUGUGUCGGCCAGCAACGCGGCCGCUAGUGGACCAGAGUCAGAGCCCGUGUGUGUGCAAAUACGAGCAGGGCUUCCCCAGUAAAGGGAAGCACUUCUGUAGACAAAAAAGAGGUCUGUACACGCAUCUCCCAGUUAAAUGUGAUGACUUUACUGUCAAAAUGGCAGCUUGUUUGACAUUUACUCAUAAUUCACAAUAACUUGGAUCUGGUAGGAUAUGGGGGAUAGUGUAGGUUGCUUUGACAUUUACAAUUCUGCCUGUUUACCAUAAGUUGCACAGUUGUUUUAGUGCAUGUUGGUCAUGAAAUGAAACAUUAAGACUAUUUAACACCCAGGAGGGACAUAUUAGGUAGAUGUCUUCCAAAUAGAAGCCUGGGCCCUAAAUAUUUGACGUUCUUCUAAUUUGUACUUGUGUAAAAACCUUUUAGAGAUACAUGUUUUACUGCUGUUGGUUGAGGUUAUACAUUUAUAUGUAGGGCUUUGUUCCUCCUGCUUUUUAUAUUUUAUUCACUUUUGUAAAUUAUAUAUUGGUCAUCUUAAAAGGUAAUAUAUCAGGAAGUGUCUAGA